Heterotrigona itama is the source of this 1447-nucleotide messenger RNA. NCBI's taxonomy places the organism in Eukaryota, Metazoa, Arthropoda, Insecta, Hymenoptera, Apidae. The record is from the annotation of a GenBank genome assembly.
UCUUUCGCUCUAGGCGUUUCUUCAGAUGUCGUAUUAUUAUACAUCGCAUCAUUCAACACCAAAUUCGUUCGUCAAUACCAAAGACACGUUCAUUGUAAUGAUCAGCAAAUUAUAAAAGGAGAAAAUCCGAGCUGUUGGCAAGAUUUCCCCAAACAACAAUCAGAUGGGGGACAGUCGGGUGCAAAGGAAACAAGGUAUGGUUGGAACACUGCAGCCAUAGAUCGCGAGGACGGAGACUGGUCGGUGACGAGCGAGUAUAGCGAGUCCGGCGUGUCGGCGAGUUCGGCAGAAAGUUCGGAGAGUUUAGGAGGAUCCAGCUGGAGCAACUCGGAGAAGGUCGUCGGAGCGCGUCGUCGCGGAGGCUCGCUGUUGACGGUGGCGUCGCUGUGCCGCGUGCGGGGCCGCCGCGUCGGCAAAUCGGCACCGUCCAGUUUCCGAAACCGCGCCGCCUGCGACAAGAGCGGCGGCGAAGGCGCUGCCAAAGGCGACGAGGGGGCCCAAGGAGGCGCUGGCCAGGCAGGCGGUGGACAGUCGAGCAGCUCGACGACGCCCGGAUUCGCGCGCAGCGUCGCCAACGGCCUCAAGCUCGCCCAGACCCAGGCAAUCGCUGUCGCUGGCUUCCUCACCGACGUUGACUCGCGGCACGAUCGCGUCUGCACCUCCUGUCUCUCGCAUCGGGCCUCUUACCACGGCAGAGUUUCCUGGGCCGGAGAGGGUAACGGAAGCAUCGGCGCAGAGCGCCUGUCCCACAGCUUGCCGGGCAGUCCUGCCGACCGGAAGCCCAACUUCGAGGUCAUCGGCAGCGCGGAGAGCUUGGUUGGCCGAGUUCUCGCUGAGCAAGGACUGGGCAAGUAUUGCGACCCAGACUUCGUAAAAUACACGUCGCGAGAGAUGCAAGAAGCGCUGGACAUGACGCGCGAGGAGAUGGACCGGGCGGCGCACCAGCUCCUCCUGCAGGAACGCCACGGUCAACCGUUGUCGUAUCAGUUGCAGCAGGGAGCGGAGCAGCAAUGGUUACCGACCUAUCAGCCGAUACAGCCGAAUCAGCAGCAGCAGGCGACAGGGAUCGGGUACCAGCCGCUGCAAGAGCAGCAACCGCCACCCGGCCCGCGACAGUAUCACCGAUCCUACUAUCACGGCGAGGGGCAAACGGCCUCCGCGACCUCGGACUCGUCGUCGCAGCAGCAACAGCAACAACAACCGCCACCGCCUUAGCGACGCGACGCCACGUCAUAAAUCGUGUUCCUAAACUCUCGUUCGCCUAGCCAAACGAGAGAACGACUCUUACAUCCCUGAGCUGUAUUACUCAGUCUGUCGUUUCGCCGAAGACGCGAAGAUUUCGCAGCAGCAGUUUCUCGAGUGAGCAGCGAAAGUCGACAGAUGUCGCGGUUGAUUGUUGGAGUGAAGAAGGCUUCCGACGCGAUUCAGAGAGAGAGAGAGAGAGAGA